Messenger RNA from Puma concolor (puma), 1062 nucleotides. It is a transcript of the gene MTERF4, whose product is annotated as mitochondrial transcription termination factor 4. Gene Ontology annotation, cellular component: mitochondrion. Gene Ontology annotation, biological process: regulation of DNA-templated transcription; mitochondrial transcription; mitochondrial ribosome assembly. Gene Ontology annotation, molecular function: double-stranded DNA binding. The record is from RefSeq and is a predicted model, not a curated record. NCBI's taxonomy places the organism in Eukaryota, Metazoa, Chordata, Mammalia, Carnivora, Felidae.
AUGGCGGCGCUCGGCAGGCAGGUCUUUGACUGGCACCGCCUGAUCCCCCUCACCUGGGCGCAUGUUGCUAGGCAGACUCCUCUCGGAGAACAGAAAAGGACGUCUGCGUCGUUGUUGUGUCUACUGACCACAGCCUCCAAUGGAGGGGACCUCCAGAAGGUAUCCUGCGUGGAACCCAAAAAGUAUGUGCGGGAACCAGAGUGCAGGACAGAUCUCACCCCGGACCCCCUUGAGAAGCAGAGGACUCCUGUGGCUGGAGGGUUCUUAGAGCGAGAGAACGUCAUCAGUGCCCUCCUGGACAUGGGUUUCAGUGACAUCCACGUUAAUGAAUUGCUCAGUAUGUGGCCAACUGUGCCCCCCCAACAGUUGCUGGACAUCAUUUCAGAAUUAAUACUCUUGGGUUUGAACCCAGAGCCUGUGUAUGUGGCCCUAAAGAAAAGCCCUGAGCUGCUGAAGCUGCCUAUAAUGCAGAUGAGGAAACGCUCCAGUUACCUGCGGAAGCUUGGGCUUGGAGAAGGGAAACUCAAGACGGUGCUUCUCUGCUGCCCUGAAAUCUUCACCAUGCACCAGAGGGACAUCGACAGCAUUGUCGGAGUUCUCAAGGAGAAAUGUCUUUUCACGGUACAGCAGGUGACCAGGAUUUUGCACAGGUGCCCGUAUGUUCUUCAGGAGGACCCCGGUGAACUGGAGUACAAGUUCCAGUAUGCCUAUUUCAGGAUGGGGGUUAAGCACGCGGACGUGGUGAGGACCGACUUGCUGCAGUAUUCCAUCACCAAGAUCAAGCAGAGACAUGUGUUCCUCGAGCGCCUAGGACGGUACCAAACCCCUGAUAAGAAGGGCCAGACCCAGGUCCCCAAUCCUUUACUCAAGGACAUCCUCAGAGUGUCAGAAGCUGAGUUUCUGGCCAGGACAGCCUGUUCUUCUGCUGAGGAGUUUGAAGUUUUUAAGAAGCUCUUUGCUCGGGAGGAGGAAGAGAAGUCCGAGAGCCCCAUGCCUGACCAUAAAAGCUUAAGUCUGGACGAGGAAGAGGAGGAGGAGAAAGAGGAAGAGGAGGAGGAGUGA